CAAGGAACGAAUGUAAUGAAUGGAAACUCGCAGACAAAUAAAAAUUCAGUGGCGGGUAUGUAAAAUAAACCGAAUAGAAAUACCAAUAGCUGAGACGAGGAGGUCAUUCUCGUUCAUGUCUUUCAACGGUCGCAUCGUCCGUUAUGACGCUGCGAUGAUGAAGAACGCGGAGAAGGCGCGUGGACCACAGCCACAGGCCACAUCGGAGAGUACCCUCACGUAGGGAGCGCAAGGCGCAAUGGGGUGUGGUGGAUCGAAGGGAGGGGCGGCGGGGUAAGAGGUUAGAGUUAUCUUUUAGCUUGAACAAAAUACAUGAUCGGCUACAAAUAAUAUGAAUUCGAAGAUUUUUUCAAGUUGAUUGUUGCGUGAUAUCUUUUUAGGUCUGGCGCCUCGCGUGUGCAGAACUUUCCUGUAGAGGAUGUGGACGAUGACGGUCCAGCGAAGCCUACAGUUGGUGCUGCAGCGACAGGUGGAGCAGGCAGCACCGCUGCUGGAGGUAGCACAGGAGGCGGUAAGUCUGGUACUGGUUCGUCCUACCGAAGUAAAAAGGACAAGCUGAACCGGUCGAAUAGUAGUGGCGAUGAAGGAGCAGGCAAUAGAGGAAAAGAGCAGCCUCCAAUAGGGACAACAGGGAGUGGCUCCAGCACAACAGCAACUAGUGGCAGUGGUGGAGAUGGCGGCCAAGGAGGUGGCUUGCAAGUGAACACCUCAGCAUCAUCUCCGGAGAAUGCCCAUGGCGGGUUCAACAAUACUGGUAAUACCGAUGCCCUAGGCCAGACGAUGAUGUCGUCUACGAUGAACGCCAGUUCAACGAACAACCAAUUUGGAAGUUCUGGUGGCAGUGGGCACAAGAAUAAGGCGGGGAAGCGAGGUGGGGAUCACAGUUAAGGUUGUACCGCUAAAGCAUCCGAAGCACCAUGAUCCCCGGCUCUUUUUCUACUUGAAAAAGAAGCGGCCCCUUCCAAGGAUACUAACUAUGACCCUCAAAGAGGAAGAUGCGAACGCGGUAGCAGCUCUAACAUAGUCUAGGCGGUCACGCUACUACACCGAGCGCAGGUUCGUAUCGGUCACCAAAAAAGCAAUUCUCAAAAGAUGAACUUCAACAAGGACCAAGUAGUGCGGCAGGAGUAGAGCCUUCCGGUCCCGGACCCCCUGGUAAGAGCGGGAAAAAAACCACUCCUCGUAUGCAUUUAGAUGCAACAAUGACGAGUGGUACUGAGCCAAAUAUUAAGAGUUUCCGAAUUGCAUUGCCCUUGCUCACUACCAGUACCAUCCUUGGCUCUUUUCCUGGUAGAAUAGAAGCCAGGGAUGUGCUGAGCCUGAGGAAUAUAAUUCCGUUGUAACAUCUAAAAAUAGUCCAAUGAUGAGUCACCCUGCGACACCGACUCAGGGCCAGCUGCCAGUGACGCCGACGGCGGGGAAGAGGGGUACCAUGUCGAUGUGCUUCAUACUAGAUCCGCUUUUACCUGCUUUACGUUUAAGUACCUUUUAAUUUAAGAAAACCCUUUAAAUACACUUUCGCGUUCCUCACUAGUAUGUCAGUCCAUGUCCAUGGUGAGUCAAUGGAUCAUCAGUUACCCGCAAAAUCAUCAGUUAUCCGCGGAAACCCCUUGAUACGGCAUGCGAAUGCGGAGGAAAUCAGGAUGGGUUUGUCGUUGGGGAUAAUGGAACCCUACCAAGACGAGGAAGAAAUACAAUUGGAGCCGCCGCCGUCAAAAAAAUAGAAGAAAGGGCUAGCUUCAUCCGAUCAUGUUGCUGUAUCUGUUUCAGUAUCUGUAUCUUACUUAUGCAAGAGCAAGAGUAGGUCCGUAGUUAUAGUGUCUUGUGAGCUUUUUCUUUCAUUCUUGUCUGUCAGUAGUUUCUUUUGCUUAGCCAAUGAUCAACAAAAACAAUCAAUCCAGUGAAAAGAAACAACUGUCUUGUUCAGAAGAAUACCAUUACCAAUGCUGUGAAAAUCGAUUUCCAACUUGCGUCGAUGCUGCUGCUGGUGUGGCGUGUCUAAGUUCAGAUCAAAAUCGAUACUUAUUUAGAUUGUAACAAGUGCGUUGCACCGUCCGUAGUAGAGUAAAGGAAAUCGAAAUGAAAGGUUACGAGACCC
Amoebophrya sp. A25 is the source of this 2098-nucleotide messenger RNA. The record is from the annotation of a GenBank genome assembly. NCBI's taxonomy places the organism in Eukaryota, Dinophyceae, Syndiniales, Amoebophryaceae.